AUGAAUGAUUAUUGCGUGAAUUGCUAUAAUUUCUGUGCCAUUACUUGUCAGUCAUGUAAGGCCUUCUUUCGAAGACAUGCCUUUAAAUAUGAGAAAUACAAAUGUCGUUACAAUAAUCACUGUGUGAUCGAUGUCUUAAACAGGAGGUUAUGCCGAAGAUGUCGGCUCUCAAAGUGUUUUGCCGUCGGAAUGAAUAAAGAAUGGAUACUAACCGCAGAGGAAAAGGAGUUCCGAAGACAACAAGUGGAGGAAAACAGAAAGUAUAGGGAAAGUAAGCGAAGACUUAAAGACAUGGACUCUAUGGCAGAGAUUCAUAAGUCAUCCGAAAUAUCAAAUACGGACACAAAUUCAUGCAAUAAUGACAUCAAAUCACCGGUAGAUUUAAAUAGUGAUACAAACACUGCCGACACUGACUUCGGAUCUCCCGAUACAUCAAAUGCGGAAACAAACGAGAGCUCUGUGUGUGAGUUAACCGCCGAUGAGAUCAGAGAUUAUAUUAUGGAAAUUGAAAACUUUAUCGGCGACGAGACUAUCGGCCAAAUGGACAACAGUAUAGCCCAACGCACUAAUAGCCGACGCCAUACAACUCAAGAGUUGGUGCCAAUCACUGCAACAGUUCCCAUACCUAUUGACGACUACAAGAAUCUAAACAAUAUUGAAUUCAAUCGCUUGAAAGAGUUGAUAAACACAUCCAUAUUUACUCCAGAGUUUGAAAGCUAUAGAAAAACGAGAUCCACUUAUCCCGAUGACAACCCAUUGCCCAAGUUCAAUUCAGUAAUGGACCUUGUUCAUAUGGCCGGACAAGGGUUUGAUAGCUUUAUCGAGACUUACAUACAUCACACGAAACGGCUGACAGCGUUUAGCAGCAUAUGUCCGGACGACCAAAUGACCAUGGUUAAGUAUAGCAGCCCCGAGGCCAGUUUACUAAAUGGUGUUUAUUAUUAUAAUUACAAUAGCGAGUGUUGGUUAAUGAAAAGGGGCAAUGAAACAUCUGUUAUGCCAUUGGAUUUAUAUAAAGAAUUUUCCGUAGAAAUGCAUGACUUGUUUAAACAAGUGUUGCUUAAAGUGAUCGAUGCAAUUGAUGGAGAUCAUCUCAUAAUGAAUAUGUUGGUGCCUCUGCUGCUGUUCAACGCCGACCGGCCAUACAUUUCCCAUAAAGAGACUGUUAUAUUUCAACACAAACUAUACGCGUAUUUACUUCAACGGUAUCUAUACGUGAAAUACGGCACAGAAUCUAAUGUAAAGUACGGACAAGUGUUGGCUAUUUUACACGAUAUAACAUUAGUGAUGGAAAUGUAUAAGAAAGCCAUAAAACAUAUGUCACAAAAUUCACCGCUUUUGGGGCCACUUUUGAAAGAGAUUCUCGAUAUUGAACAUGAUACAUGUAGCCGCGGAAAGUCUUAUUCCCGAUUACAGGACUGA
This is a messenger RNA of Medioppia subpectinata, 1422 nucleotides long. NCBI's taxonomy places the organism in Eukaryota, Metazoa, Arthropoda, Arachnida, Sarcoptiformes, Oppiidae. The record is from the annotation of a GenBank genome assembly.